Salvelinus sp. IW2-2015 is the source of this 3433-nucleotide messenger RNA. Its product is annotated as apoptotic chromatin condensation inducer in the nucleus. Gene Ontology annotation, cellular component: precatalytic spliceosome; ASAP complex. Gene Ontology annotation, molecular function: RNA binding. Lineage: Eukaryota; Metazoa; Chordata; Actinopteri; Salmoniformes; Salmonidae. Gene Ontology annotation, biological process: RNA splicing. The record is from RefSeq and is a predicted model, not a curated record.
GGGAGAGAGCUUUGGAACAGGAGAAGGCCUCGCAGAGAGAGAAAGAGAAGAGGGAGAGUCAUCUUCCUCCAUGGAAACGUGGUCGUGAGAUUGGUCUUACCCCCCUGCCCACUCCUCCCCUCUCCACAGGAGCAGGUAGAAUGGCGGCAACAGAGGAGGGUGGGGAGCCCAAAGUGCCAUCCCUACCCCAAAAAGCAUUAAGAGACAACCAGCCAGCUGAAUCUGGUACGCCCCUGUCACAAUCUCUAGCAAUGUCUCUGUCACCCCAGUCCUCCUUCAAGAAGUUCCGUUUCUUGAGAGACCCCAUAGUUCUAUCCCAAUCUUCUGCAUCCGGGGUCAUCAAGAGGCCCCGUACAUUCUCUGAAAGCCACCAUCCUCAGUCCUUAGCUCUCCAGUCCCCCAGCAAAUUUGGGGAACCAGAGCAGGAAGGUACUCAGCAGGGGUCCCAGCCUUCUGCUGGACAAGCAGCACCAAAGAAGCCUGCAAGACAGGGUGUCCUUGUUUCUGGAGCAGACACGUCGGGGACGACAGGGCCAGAGAGGGAGACCCCAGUGAUUUCCACACUGGGCAAGAGUCCUGAAGAAGAAAAGGGUAAGAGCCUGGUGUCAGAGGAGCAUGUCCAAGCACAUAGAGAGGAGACAGACAAACAGGUGGUGGGAGAGACGGCCAGAGAAGCAAAAGCCCCCUCAGGUCCAGCGGGAGCUGUGCUACCUCCCUCACCCCAACCAGUGGAAGGCAAGGUAGAAAAAGGAAGGGAGAGGAGUCAAAAGAUAGAAGAAAAGCUGGGAAGACGGUCUUCCUCGUCGAAUGACUCCUCAGAUUCUGGGUCGUCGUCCUCAGGUUCGUCUGGUUCAUCAUCAUCCCAGGGCAAAACACACACCACUCCCAGUGGUAGAAGGAAACCAUUCCUUGGAAUACAUGCUGGAGAAGACAAUGGGCAGAAGGACAGCGAGGGAGAGGAGGUAAAGACAAACACUACAAGGGAGGUGAAUGAGGCUGCCAUGGCUGAGCCUAAGAAGGCUCCUGAGAGCAGUGAGGAGUGUGAGACACCAAAGGCAUUCACAGCCCGUAGGAUCUCCCUUAGCAGCAGCAAGGCCUCUCCAGGUGCUGUCAGUGCAGAGGGCGAAACAGAGUCUGGGGCCGGGAGGAAGAGGCGAUGGGGAUCCAGCACUGCAGUUACAGCCAAGAAAUCAUCCAUGAGCAUUACCACAGACUCUCUGAAGUCUCUGAUCCCAGACAUCAGACUGUGUCCAGGCCAGGAGAUGGUGGUGGAUUUGCACCCAGAGGAGGAUCACCUCUCUGGGGUGGAGGAGGAGGGCAGGGAGCGGGGUGAGCAGGACCUCAAGAUCAGACGCACAGUCACACAGGUGGUCCCGUCAGUGACCCAGGAGAAUGGACAGAAGGAGUCCAAGAGGAGUGAACAUGAGGAGGAAGACCGAGAGGAUGGAGGGGAGGUUAAAGGAGACAGAGAGGAGAAGAUGGAUGGCUCAUUCCAGAGAGACUCAUUGGAGACACAAUGCCCCUCUCCCCCCAGCCAUAACAUGGAGAUGAAAACAGUGACCCCCAGUGACACAUUGAUCCGUCGCUCCAUCAGCCAGCUGAAGUCUGGCGUGUCCAUCACCAUAGAUGACCCUGUCCGCACGGCCAAGCAGCCCUCUCCUCCACGAGGCAAAGUGUCCAACAUCGUCCACGUGUCCAACCUGGUUCGUCCGUUCACCCUGGGCCAGCUGAAGGAGCUGCUCGGUAGGACCGGCACCGUGCUCGAGGACGGUUUCUGGAUCGACAAGAUCAAAUCUCACUGCUACGUCACAUACUCCAGUGCAGAGGAGUCAAUUGCCACUCGUGCAGCCCUGCAUGGGGUGAAAUGGCCUCAGAGCAACCCCAAGUUCCUCAGUUUGGACUUCAUUCAGCAGGAGGAGCUGGAUUUCCACAGAGGCCUGCCUCCCCCUGAGAGGGCUGGGGAGGGUGAGCGGGGGGCUGCGGCGGUGCCUGGUCGGGGGGCGGCCCUGCCCCCUCUCCUGCCCGAACGGGAACAGUGGGCGGAGCGAGAACGUGAGAUGGAGCACAGGGAGAGGACCCGGGCUGAGAGGGAGUGGGACAGGGACAAGGUCCGGGACUUUGGUCCAGGAAAACCUGGAGAGGAAGCUGUCCCCAGACGAUCCCGCUCCAGAGAGAGGAAACGCAAGGAGAGGAAGAUGGACAAGAAAGAGAAAGCUGCAGACGAACCUCCUGUCAAACUGCUGGAUGAACUGUUCAAUAAAACCAAAGCAGCCCCUUGUAUAUACUGGCUCCCCCUCACAGAAGAGCAGUUUGCACAGAAGGAGACAGCUCGACAAGAGCGGAUGAAGAGGAGGAAGGAGCAGCAAGAGGAGGUGGAGAAGAAAAGGGAGGAAGAGCGCAAAGAAAGGAUGAAAGCCGCGAGUGUCGCAUCUGGAGAAAGAGGCGAGGGGGAGCGGUACAGACAGCGAGAGGGAGACUGGGGCAUAGAUGGAGAGAGUGGCAAACACAGAGAAGACUGCUACCGCAGACCUGGGGGCAGCAGUGCAGGGGGGACCAGACGCUCACGCAGCCGCAGUGACCCCCCACCUCGUGACAGACGACGCUAGAGGGAAUCGGUGGCUGGAACUGUCUUAAAAUAACCCCCUCCAUUCCCCAUCACUACAUUUACUUUGUUACAAUAUAAGACCCUUACAGUAGACCAACAGAUGUAGUCACUAUCUGUCACUUUUUUAAACACACACCGACACACAUACAGAUAGGGACCAUGGUUUAGCGGUGUUUUGCCCAGGCUGCUAUCUGUCUUGCUCCAUUCUGAAAGUUUAGAUUUUAUUUCAAUUUGACUGACUUUAUUAUUUUUUAUUAUAUUCUUGUGAGAUUGACAGUAAGGCAAUCGUAGAGUUCUAUGCAUACACACACUGGUUUUUGGCCUUCACCAGUUGUGUGUGUGUUCCACGACUGGUUUCUGUGGGGUGCUUCAUCAUUGCUGCAUGUUGUCCCAGUCCACUGUCCUCAGCCUUGUGUCCUAGGGAGGACUGACAUGGUUGUGCAGUGUUCUGUCCCCUCUGUCUUUGGUUUGAGGGAUGAGACUAUUAUCUGCAAGAUAUUAGAAAUGACACGCUCCUCUGAUUGUGUUUUCAUCUUCUAAACGCUUCUUUCUGCUCAUCCAARAGUUCUCCCUAUAUGGUCAACGCAAGCUGGAGAAGGGGUGCAUAUUAAAACUCCACACAAAUGGUUUUAAUAGUUUUUUAAAUCAUUAUUAAAGCUUUUCUUUUUUGUUUACUCCUGUGAAUGUACAAAUAAAAUAAGUUUGACAAAGCUUUUGRGCUUGUUUUCUGCAAGAGUGAACUUCUGUCAGUUGGAGAUGCCCUUACUUAUUCAGAUCAUUGUAGCAAAACAAAGAACUAUAUGGAUAAAAAAAAAUACCUGUUUCACA